This is a messenger RNA of Poecilia reticulata (guppy), 705 nucleotides long. It is a transcript of the gene vkorc1, whose product is annotated as vitamin K epoxide reductase complex, subunit 1. Gene Ontology annotation, biological process: vitamin K metabolic process; blood coagulation; peptidyl-glutamic acid carboxylation. The record is from RefSeq and is a predicted model, not a curated record. Lineage: Eukaryota; Metazoa; Chordata; Actinopteri; Cyprinodontiformes; Poeciliidae. Gene Ontology annotation, molecular function: vitamin-K-epoxide reductase (warfarin-sensitive) activity.
UAACACGUCGCCCACUGUAAACGGACUUCGGUUGGAUUAGAAAGAAAUCCAAAACUGUUACAGUCGAUUGUUUAUAUAUUUACUGUUUCCGUGAGGUUUUCCACAUGGCUGCGGCUCAGGGGCUGCCGAGGUGGGAGCCGACGGCGCGCAUCGUUUUGGGUCUUCUGGGUUUGGUUUUGUCUGUUUAUGCUCUUCAUGUGGAGCUUUCCCGAGAGAGAGACCCGGAUUACAGGGCGAUGUGCGACCUGGGGGAGUCAGUGAGCUGCUCCAAGGUUUUUACCUCCAGAUGGGGACGUGGUUUUGGUUUGGUCCAGGUCUUUGUGGCCAAAGACAGCGUUCUGAACCAGCCCAACAGCGUCCUCGGCAUCCUGUUUUACACUCUGCAGAUGGGCCUUGGAUUGUCUCUGUCUAAAAAGGCGGCCCUGGCCUUGGUCGUCUGCUCCUGGGUCUCUGUAGCCGGCUCGCUUUAUCUCGCAUCCAUUCUCGCCUUUGUUCUGGGAGAUUUCUGCAUGGUGUGUGUCUCAACCUAUGUCAUCAAUUUCGCGCUGCUCUACACCAACCUGAAGAGACGGAAAGCAAUCGAAGGAAUGAAGAAAAAGACUGGAUAGGAAGUGCUAUCUGUCGAGCGCAAUAUUUGUUUUAGAAUAAACUGGUUCAGUGAUUUAUAUGUUCUGAUCAUUUUAGUAAUAAAUGUUAAAUAAAACA